UCGGUAUUAAACAAAGAUUUGACUUUGUCAAUGGUAACACUGUCCCUUCUCGCGUUCCGUAUAAUUUUUUACAGCACACGCUGAUAUUCGGCUGCCGGUGUGUUUUCGGCAGCAUGAGUAGAUGUGAGACGUAGACUUCACUGUCACUAUCUGUGAAUUUAUUCUCUGAUCUUGAUGCGGCGGUCAUUUACUCUUUAUAAUGCACCAAAGACAUCUGCCAGCCUCUCCAAACUGGUACUGUUCACGCUGCAGUGACAUAAAUGGAAAGGGAGUACUGGGUUUUGGAGCAAAGAAUACCAUCUAUCUGCUAAAUGUGACGGCAUCCUCUCCAGCAGUAACAGGUGAACUCACUGGGCACACUGAAAGAGUUUCUGGUUUUGCAUUUUGCCCCCAUGAUGGACAAGAGCGCAUUUGUGCAAGCACUUCAGAUGAUAAGACAGUCAAAAUCUGGGAUGCUGGGCAGAAAAUUCUGUUGAAAGAGCACAAUGUCCACCAAAGCACCAUCUCUGCAGUCCACUGGUCUCCGGUGCAGAAACUUCUGCUAGUCACAGGAGAUGAAAAGGGCAUUGUGGUGUGCUAUUGGUUUAGCAGUAAUGACACCCAGAGCUUCUUCCCUGAACCUCGAACAAUCUUCUGCUUAUCCUGUUCCCCACAUGAGGAAAACUACAUCGCAGUGGGGUACAAGGAUGGAAUGAUAGUAGUGAUAGACAUCAGUAAGAAAGGGGAGGUGAUCCAUCGGCUGAGGGGGCAUGAUGAUGAGAUUCACGCAUUGGCAUGGUGUCCUCAACCCAGAGAAGAGCCUCUAUAUGGGCGAUCAGAAGACAAAACAGAUGGAAGCAAUGGGGUGACAGAAGCAGCAGAAAUGGGGUGUUACCUGGCAUCAGGUAGUCGAGAUCAAACCGUGAGGAUAUGGAGCACAGCCAGAGGAAAAGGUGUAAUGACCCUGAAGCUUCCCUUUCUGAAGAGACGAGGAUCAGGAGUUGAUCCAGUGGUGAAGGAAAGACUCUGGCUGACUGUCCAUUGGCCUAAGGGGCAACCUUCACAGAUUGUGUCCAGCUGUUUCAGCGGUGAGAUCAUAAUGUGGGAUCUCAUGAAGUCAGGCAAGCAGAAGUGGAGUCUGCUGGGCAGUUCCUCAGAUGGACAGAAUCACAGCCGUAUCGUCUUCAACAUGAGCUCGUUUCGCUCAGGGGACAGGGAACUUCUGCUCAGUACCUCAAUGGACAGAGAGAUUAAGUGUUGGGACCUGGCAUCUCUGGAAUGCUGUUGGACUCUGCCCACUCUGGGUGGGUUUGUGUACUGUCUCAGCUUUUCUCCAGUGGGCACCGGCUGCCUGGCUCUAGGCAUCGGAGACAGCAUGAUCCGGGUGUGGAACACCUUGUCUAUUCAGAACCAAUAUGACAUCAAGACAUUCUGGCAAGGGAUCAAAUCUAAAGUCACAGCCUUGGCAUGGCAUCCACUAAAAGAGGGCACUUUGGCGUUUGGUACAGAUGACGGUAAAGUGGGCAUCAAUGAGGUUUACUCUAACAAGCCACCUCAAAUCUCAAGCACUUACCACCACAGAACCGUCUAUUCCCUCUCAUGGGGCCCUCCUGUGCCGCCCAUGUCUUUUGGGGGAUCAGGAGACAAGCCGUCCUACAGCUUAUACAGCUGUGCUGGAGAGGGGGUCAUCUUCCAGCACGACCCAUGGAAACUCUCAGGGGAGGCCAGUAACAUUGACAAACUCAUCCGAGACACCAACAACAUCAAACACAAGAUCCCCCCCCACACAGACCUCAGCUGGAAGCCGGAUGGCAGUGUUUUGGCCAUUGGAAAUGAAGAUGGGUCUAUAGAGGUAUUAAAGGCUCCCAUGCUGAAGCUCUUGUGCACAGUGCAGCAGCAUCAUAAGAUAAUUAAUUCACUGCGCUGGCACCAUGAACACUCGUCUCAGAAUGAGCUGCAAUAUCUGCUGGCGUCCGGGUCCACUAAUGCCAUAGUCUAUGUCCAUGACCUAAAGAGCGCCAUAGAAACUCCAUCAGAGAUUCCAGUGCUGAUGACUGAAUCUUUCAGAACUCUCUCUGGUCACACCAACAAAAUCACCAGCCUAGCCUGGAGCCCCCAUCACGAUGGCCGUCUGGUGACAGUGUGUUAUGAUGGAACUGCUCAGGUGUGGGAUGUGCUGAAAGAAGAGCCGGUAUGUAACUACAGGGGUCAUUCAGGUAAGAAACGUGUUGAGAUGGAGAAAAAGAGAGGACCUCAGAAAAAGUCCAAGAAGAAAAAGGCGGCACCAGAAAAACGAGGGAUGAAGGCGGAAGAAAGGGAAUUGCCUUUAGGUGAAGAAAUUAAAGGAGCAGCAGGCAGUGGAGCAGAAGAGGGCCAAUCAGAAAAUGACAAGGAGGAAGAGGAGAGGGAGAACACAGACGGUCCAUCCGUCACAGGCUGGUACAGAGAGAUCAGUGUGGACACACGUGGCAUUGAGAGGGUUCAGAAUGGAGAAAGGUUCAGUCAUGCAGUUAAAAGGGAGGUCAAAGAGGAGAAGAAAAGAGAGAAAUCAGAUCUGUCUUUAAAAAAGAGAAAGCCACGCUCCAUUCUCCCGCUGAGUACUUCUAUGGAUCACCGACCCAAAGAGGAACUUCAACAGGACUGUCUGACACUGGCAGCUGUAAGAUACUCACAUGGGCAAAGCGGAACAUGUGUUACAGGAUCUGGAGAUCAUAUUCAGCUUGGCCUGUUCACAGACAGGGAUGCCCUCUACAGGAUGUUUCAGGAGGAAGAGGAGAGCCACGUGGAGGCUGGUCAUUAUGACUCAAUGGUGUAUCUGAGGCUGUGGAAAGGAGAUCUGAUUGGAGCAAUAAAUCUUGCUGCGGAGAAAGGAGAACUGACUGACCAUCUCCUCAGUUUAGCUCCAAUGGCUGGCUAUCAAGUGUGGGCCAGGACUGUAGAGGCGUAUGUGAAGCAGCUCUGCCACCACGAGCAGUUCCUCAAAGCAGCAUCACAUCUUGUCUCCAUCCAUAAACUCUAUGAGGCCAUCAACCUUUUGAAGAACCACCAGUUCUACCGGGAGGCCAUAGCUUUAGCAAGUGCCAGACUCCAGCCGGAGGACCCUGUGCUGAAAAAUCUCUUCAUGAGCUGGGCUGCAGUGCUUGAAAAGGAUGGCCAUUAUGCUACUGCAGCAAAAUGUUACCUUGCCGCAGACUCGAACUUUGAUGCAGCUAAAGUGAUUGCAAAGAAGGGGGAUGUGAUAUCGUUAAGGACUGCGGCUAAUCUGGCGCAGAUAUCAGGAGAAAGUGAGCUUGCACAUUCUCUCUCUCUGAGGUGCGCCAAAGACUUGAUGCUUUUCCAGGACUGGGCCGCAGCACAGGAAGUCCUGAGGACACAAGACUCACUUUUAGGUCACAGGCUGGUGUUCAGUGUUAAUGAGAUCCUCACUCAAAGACUGGCAGAUACAGAUGUGGUCACCUGGAGUGUGGCUUCUUCACACACCUGGUCUAAGUCCUGUGAGGAGAACUUCCUUUCCAUGGUGCACAGAGUGUGGCAGAGCGAGUUUGGAGUGGCAGCCACUGACCUGGUCCAAGUGAAAAUGCUCCAUCAACAGCUGAGAACUGUUGAGAAUCCUCCUGCCACCACUAGUGUUCCUCUGAAGCAUCUCUUAUUUCACAUCUCAUUGGACGUGACGCUGUGUGCUUUGAGUCAGCUGCUGUGUGAUUGGCCAUCAGUUCUAGAGGAGCUACUGCAAGCUCUGACUCGAGGUUAUGAGGCAGGACACUUCACACUAAUGGCGGAGAUGUGCCAGCUGCUUGUAACACAAGGUUUGGAGACUGUGACAUUCUACAAACAGAAACUAGACUCAACUGAUGAAAGAAGCUUGGUAAUUUCUCAGAGUGUGGAGGCUUUAGUCUGUUAUCAGCUUAUGUAUAAGAAAUGGUGGAACUACAGUGCUGAAACAUCAGCUUUGACCAAUAACACCAUCAGCAAUGGUCACCGUUUAACAGAGAAGAACCACAGUGAAGUUGAAGCAAACUGUAACGGAGAAGCUCAAUCUGAUGUCAUUUUCUCUGAGGGCUUCUGGAAGGUUCUUCUCUCUGAACCUCACGCCAAUCUUCAGGCCACCCAGAGAGCCAUAGCAGAGAUUCAGAGGAGAGUGACUAGUCUGAUCCAGCAGCACAACCCGUGUAAAGACUCGCAUGCGAGCCCACAAGCACUUAGUACUUCUCAAUCUGAAACUUCAGAGGAUCAGGGAGGAUCUUUGAGUGGGAAAAGCAGUGAAUCUCUCUCUACACUGACUGCCCGGGUUGCUGAACACCACAAAGCGCUUGCUGCCAUUCCUGAGCUUGUCAAUAAAUACCCAUUUCCGGACGUCAUGGAAUGUUGUAUCGUCCUUCUGCACAUGGAAAAACACUUUACUCCAUUUCCACCUCACAUCCACUCCAAAGCAACAACUUUGUUGUGCAAAUAUGGAACUACAGAAUUGCUCUGUAAAGCCUGGAAGAGACUGACACAAUAACACCUAUAGUACUUAGCAUUUUUGAUAUGCAGUUAUUGUUGUUUGAUAUGUAAAAUUCACUUCGACUAAUAAUGUAAUAAAAAUCCCCCACAAUUUACUGUUGUUACUGAAGCAAUCAUUCCUGUAAUUCUGGGAUUACCAAAUGUUAUUUUGUCAGCCAAACCUCUUUGACCUAAAAUGAAGUACCCAAAGAACCACAAGGUUUUAAAUUAAUAUCUCAAUAAUACGUUUGCAUGUUCACGGUUCUCUCUCGGUUAACUGUCACGUUACCAAGUGGUAAAUGUAAAAUAUUUAAUCUUUAUUUAAUCAUUUUUUGUUUUAUUUUGAUUAUUUUUUAUUACACUUUUGUAAUUAUGGUCUUUUCAUCAACAUGCAAACCCCAGUCCUAAACA
This is a messenger RNA of Sinocyclocheilus rhinocerous, 4872 nucleotides long. RefSeq names its product gem-associated protein 5-like. NCBI's taxonomy places the organism in Eukaryota, Metazoa, Chordata, Actinopteri, Cypriniformes, Cyprinidae. The transcript has 28 exons. Gene Ontology annotation, biological process: spliceosomal snRNP assembly. The record is from RefSeq and is a predicted model, not a curated record. Gene Ontology annotation, molecular function: mRNA 3'-UTR binding; protein binding. The coding region runs from base 200 to 4480 and encodes 1426 amino acids. Gene Ontology annotation, cellular component: nucleus; SMN complex.